This is a messenger RNA of Fragaria vesca subsp. vesca, 1103 nucleotides long. Its product is annotated as ubiquitin thioesterase OTU1-like. Gene Ontology annotation, biological process: endoplasmic reticulum unfolded protein response; protein deubiquitination. The transcript is spliced from 9 exons. The coding region runs from base 167 to 790 and encodes 207 amino acids. Gene Ontology annotation, molecular function: cysteine-type deubiquitinase activity. Gene Ontology annotation, cellular component: nucleus; cytosol. The record is from RefSeq and is a predicted model, not a curated record. Lineage: Eukaryota; Viridiplantae; Streptophyta; Magnoliopsida; Rosales; Rosaceae.
GCAAAUCUAUUCCAAAUAAGCAAAACAUAGCUCCUGCGCCCGACUUUAGUUAACAACGCAUUACGCAUGUAUGCAAAACCAGGCACCUUGGAACUCAUAUAUCAUCCGAUUCAUCACCCAAAACAACACACACCCCACAUAAACAAGGUAUACAAUUUUUUGUAGUAUGGAAGGCAUAGUAGUUAGAAGAGUUAUCCCCUCAGACAAUAGUUGCCUGUUCAAUGCAGUCGGGUAUGUUAUGGAUCAUGACAAACAAAAAGCUCCUGAAUUGAGACAGGUCAUAGCUGCAACAGUUGCAAGUGAUCCAACUAAAUAUUCUGAAGCAUUUCUUGGUAAACCAAAUGAAGAGUAUUGUGUUUGGAUUCUCAACCCAGAGAAGUGGGGAGGUGCUAUAGAGCUUUCAAUAUUAGCAGAUUAUUAUGGACGUGAAAUUGCAGCGUAUGAUAUCCAGACUACAAGAUGUGAUUUGUAUGGUCAGGAGAAGAACUAUUCGGAAAGGGUUAUGCUGAUCUAUGAUGGGCUUCACUACGAUGCUUUAGCUAUGUCUCCAUUCGAGGAAGCCCCAGAGGAGUUUGAUCAGACUAUAUUUGCUGUUACAAACAAGACCAUUGGGGCAGUGGAGGGCCUCACUCUUAAACUUGUGAAAGACCAACAAAGUAAAAGGAGCUACACAGACACUGCCAACUUCACUCUGCGUUGUGGGGUGUGCCAAGUUGGACUCAUCGGCCAGAAGGAGGCUGUAGAGCAUGCAAAGGCGACUGGCCAUGUCAACUUUCAAGAAUACAGAUAACAGAAGCUGUGUACAACAAACCAAAAUUGUCCCAUUUCAGUGAAGUGAGAUUUCUCAUUUCCUUGUAAUUCAAUUAUUGAUUCAUGUUGGGCCAAAUAUGACAGAUAAGUUGUAAUAUACUGUGAGUGAUUUAUUCUGGGUGUGGGAAAUGGAAAUGGGAUAUGUAUGUUAUACCAUACCAUAAUACCAAAAAUAAAAACAAAGAAAAGGAAAGUGUUGUAUUUGGUGUACCCAUCAUUUUGUGGGAUCAUCUUAUCUGGUCUACUGGAUAUAUUUUCCCUGAAUCUGCCUUACAUUGACCAAAUAUAUUUGC